UUGGGAUUUGGCCGGACAAUUUUCCUGUACGGUAUGGGUUCGGCCGCACGGUAUCGGGAAGAUGAAGACUGGGAGCUCUACAGCGACGAUGGUUUUGUGUUCAAGUGCAAGAAGCGACGUCUUGAACCCCCAGCAACAGUGCCUCAUUCCGCAUUUCCUAAAGACGCGGAUCAGUUUCAGGACGCAGCACAGAAGCAGAGGAGAGAGCGAAAGAGGAACAUCCUCUUGAAGAUGAAAACUAGGUACCUCACAGAGCUGCAUCACUGGGAUUUCUUGUCCGCCGCAUUGCGCGCGCUGGAAGAGAACGCCCUUGAGUAUAGAAGGCAACAAGAGCAGGCGAGGCUUUUACCUGUAGAUUCUGUUGGUAAAUCUGUAGUUGAUGAGGUUCUUUUGGAGGUGCAAGCUCAAGAAGCGAUAGUUCACAAUAUAUCAAAUUUAUGCGACGAAGCGGAGGCAAUGUGCCACAAACAAGAGCAGCAGUUUAAACAGACAGUAUUUAAUCUUCCAAUCUGGGCUUCACCGGUUGAGCUCAUGGAAUUUCUGUGCUUAUGUGAUCAUUAAACUAGUAUUCACUCUGCACGUUCCUUUUGGCUCACCACCACUUUACCAAACUAGUAAAUAUUGUUAGUUUGACAAUAUUUAAACGAGCACUGAUCUUUGGCCGGAGUCUUGCAACUGGAGGGAACAUCUGCUGAAUGAAAAGUAGGCAACAGUGAACUCCUCAAAAGGGUGAGAAGAAACUUUCCCUCAAGUCUUCAAUGAAGAGCAAAGAUCGAAUUCUGUGGUACUCCCUCUGGUUCUAAAUAUAAAACUAUUUUGUGGUGUAAAUUUACACCAUAAAAUAGGUAUUAUAUUUAGAACUGGAAAGAGUAUUGUAUAUUAGCACUUUUUUAAUUUUUGGCUAACUUUUAGGCAUGCCUGUCAUUUCUUAUUGUAUUUGAGCAUGUAUUUUAAUAACUUUUAACAAAGUUACUGCAGCAUAUGUGUGUGUACUUAAUUAUUUAUUGAUUGAAGUUACUUCUACACUUUUCUCUUCUCA
This is a messenger RNA of Neltuma alba, 1039 nucleotides long. RefSeq lists its product as uncharacterized. The transcript is spliced from 3 exons. The coding region runs from base 34 to 561 and encodes 175 amino acids. The record is from RefSeq and is a predicted model, not a curated record. Lineage: Eukaryota; Viridiplantae; Streptophyta; Magnoliopsida; Fabales; Fabaceae.